AUGUCACUUGUUUUCGAUUCACAGGCUUUCUUCCUCGCGAAUAUUCCUCCCGAGUCGACAGCUUCACAAGAUACCAUCAAGAUGUCUUCUCCCGUGAGCAUCUCGCAACCACCUUCCCCGGUUGACUUCUUGUCUUCAACUCCGCCUAGCAUUACUCGCGUUUUAACAUAUACCUCCCCAUUAGUACAUUUGUUUUCACAAUUUUUGUCGUUAGUAACAUGGUCAACGGGGAAUCCUUCAGAAUCUUGCUUGCUGGUUGCUGCCUGGUGGACUGUAUGUUUGUACCCCAAGGAGAUAAUAAUCUAUGGCAUUCCUUUGAGCCUUUUCCUCUUGAUCGUCUUGCGUUGGGUAGAGAAAGGAAAGAGCGAAAGGCUAGGUAAAGCUAGUUUUGCGUCGCGAGCAACUUCGCAAGCAGAUUUAAAUCGGACGGUUCACGAGAUAAACCGGAUUUCUGAUAAACUCUCUUCAUUUCACGCUUUCUUAAACACCGUGGAUUCCUACAUUGACUGGUCAAAUCCUGCGCAAACUCAAAAGGUGUUUUUCGGUUUGAUCUACUUGUCUCCUCUUUGGAUACUCAUCAACUGGAUUAUACCGUUAACCUGGAUUUUCAUAAUCACUGUGACCUCCUUCUUGGUUUGGAAUAGUCCAUGGUUGAGAGUGAUUAGAUCCGUGCUCAUGCAAUCUCCAUUUUUCCGUGGAAUUGUCAGUUUUAUUCUUGGCUUUGUGUUUAGUGGAAGGUUAAAACAACCGGGCGGCGGAUUCUCCGUUGGCGCUUUUUUACGUAGGGCGAUGGAUAAACAGAGGAAGCUCGCGUUGAAAAAGGAAAGUUCUGAUAAUGAUACAAAGACCUCCACAGAUUUAAUAUUCAAGUUUGUUUUGUAUGAGAAUCAACGUUGGUGGCUUGGGUUGGAUUGGACUUCCAAUCUAUUCCCUAAUGAAAGACCCGCCUGGUCUGACGAAUACCAGGAGCCAACAAAUCACAAAGACUCAUUUCAGCUUCCGCCACCCACUACAACUCAUAUUCCAACUCCCGAAGAUCCUAACGUUUAUAUCCAAAAGACAAUCGAAUGGCGAUGGACCGAUCAAGAGUGGACGAUUGAAUCCAGUGACAACGUUGACAACGAGGGAUGGGAGUAUUUUGAUAAUCGAUGGAAGGGACCUUCAUCCAAAGGUGGAUUCAGAAAGUACACUCGUCGCAGAAAGUGGGUAAGAGCGGCUAAAUUGGUGGAGACGAUUCAAAAGAUUCAGAAGACCAAAAGUGUGACCUUUGAAGAACCGGAAUCAGAAAAGAGUAACCCGGAAGAUCAAAAGAUCCCUUCGUCACCGCCAUCACCAAUAACACCGAGUCAACAAACCAAAAUUGACACUAUGUAA
Messenger RNA from Acaulospora morrowiae, 1374 nucleotides. The record is from the annotation of a GenBank genome assembly. NCBI's taxonomy places the organism in Eukaryota, Fungi, Glomeromycota, Glomeromycetes, Diversisporales, Acaulosporaceae.